Molecule: messenger RNA, 694 nt
Organism: Peromyscus leucopus (white-footed mouse)
Lineage: Eukaryota; Metazoa; Chordata; Mammalia; Rodentia; Cricetidae
Product: grpE protein homolog 2, mitochondrial-like
Exons: 1
Coding region: 1-684 (227 amino acids)
Biological process (GO): protein folding; protein import into mitochondrial matrix
Cellular component (GO): PAM complex, Tim23 associated import motor
Molecular function (GO): protein-folding chaperone binding; adenyl-nucleotide exchange factor activity; protein homodimerization activity
Source: RefSeq, a predicted model, not a curated record
AUGGUGGCGUGGUCGUUGUGGGCGGUGCAGCGGCUGCAGCGGCUGCAGCGCCUCCUGGCCUCCAGGACCAUGUCACAGAGCUGGGGAUGGCUCCACUCAUUCAGCACUGCCACCCCAAGAACGGCUGGGGAAGACUGCAGUUCUGAGGACCCUCCUGAUGUACUCAGUCCCUCCCUUGCUGAACAGGCCUUAAGGCUAAAAGCUGUUAAACUGGAAAAAGAAGUCCAAGAUUUAACACUAAGAUACCAGAGAGCUGUCGCUGAUUCUGAAAACAAAAGGAGACGAACCCAGAGAUGUGUGGAAGACGCCAAGAUAUUUGGAAUCCAAAGCUUCUGUGAGGACUUGGUGGAGGUGGCAGACAUUUUGGAGAAGACUGCUGAGUGCUUUUCAGAAGGAGCCAAACCCGAGGACCACAAGCUUACUCUGGAAAAAGUCUUUCAAGGACUGUCUCUUUUAGAAGCAAAGCUGAAAAGUGUGUUUGCCAAGCAUGGCCUAGAGAAAAUGACGCCCAUUGGUGACAAAUACGACCCUCAUGAGCAUGAACUCAUCUGUCACAUGCCAGCAGGUGUUGGGGUACAGCCUGGCACUGUGGCAUUAGUACGACAAGAUGGCUACAAACUUCAUGGCCUCACCAUUAGACUUGCCCAAGUGGAAGUGACCGUGGAGUCUCAGAGAAGGCUAUGAACGAGCCACC